CUGGAAACUACAAGGAAAACAUCCCGCUUGUCCAGAAGUACAUGCAGAACAGCAUCUCUGCAUACGGAGACGAGAUGCUGCAGAUUCGCCAAGCCGCGGCCGACAACAAGAUUUACGUCGCCUUUGGCUUCAGCGAACGGGUUGGUGCCAGUCUGUAUUUGGCCCAGGCGCUGAUCGGCCCCGACGGGAACAUUCUGCUUCACCGAAGGAAGACGAAGCCGACCCACGUCGAGCGGACGCUUUUCGGUGACUCGACGGGCGACUCCCUCACCACUGUCGUAGACACACCUCUGGGCAAGAUUGGAAUGCUCAACUGCUGGGAGCAUUUCCAACCCCUUCUCAAGUACCACACCUACGCUCAAGGCGAGCAGGUCCAUAUUGCCGCGUGGCCCUUCAACGGGGACUUCAACAACGGCAUCGAGCCGUGGUCGCUAUUCAACGAGGCCAACGAGCUCACAGCGAGCCGCAUGUACGCCCUUGAGGGGGCCGUCUACGUGCUCUGCACCAACCAGCCGCUGUCUCCCGAGGGAAGCCGGCUCAACAGCGAGGGCCAGGGCAGCGCCGACCCGGGAAGCUUCAUGCUGAGCGGUGGCGGGGGCCGGGCCGCCGUCUUCGGCCCCGACGGCCGCCAGCUCACGGAGCCCGCGGAGCGCACGUACGACGGGCUCAUCUACUGCGACAUCGACCUCGACAAGAUCGACUACGCCAAGACCCUGACCGACUGCGUGGGCCACUACUCCCGGCCUGACCUCCUGCGUCUCGUCGUCGACGACCAGCCCAAGAACUACGUCACCCGCGUCUCCCCGGAGAAGCCGACCAACACGAUCUACCACUCGACCGUCGGGGACGGAACUUUGCUGUCGACGCACAAGACUCUCGGCGAGAUUCUUCGGGCGAAGCGGAAGAAAGACGAGAGGGAUGCUGCAGUUGCCGAUGCGGCCAAGAGCUAG
Molecule: messenger RNA, 950 nt
Organism: Colletotrichum destructivum
Lineage: Eukaryota; Fungi; Ascomycota; Sordariomycetes; Glomerellales; Glomerellaceae
Product: Putative carbon-nitrogen hydrolase, nitrilase/Cyanide hydratase
Exons: 2
Coding region: 42-950 (302 amino acids)
Molecular function (GO): catalytic activity
Source: RefSeq, a predicted model, not a curated record